UCGGACAGCUGUCAGGACGAAGUUUCGUUAACCUCCGCUUUCCUUUUGUUCUUCCGCGGCGGCGGCGACGACGUUUUUAGAAGUGACGCUACCCUCUCCCGGUCUUGGCUGCCCUGACGGCAGUAUCUUGUUGUCAUGAUGAAGGCAGCGUUGCGUCGGGCCUGCUAGCGAUGCUUCGGGCGGCGGCGGACGAGGGAAGCGGCGGCGGCGGCGGCGACGGGGCCUUCGCCUGGGAUGAUGUCGCGUCCCCAAAUCAUUCACAGUGGCCAUUUCAUGGUGUCGGAGCCCCACGCCGAGCCCGACCCAGAUCCAGACCCCAACACCGAGGCGGCACUGAGCCCGGCAGGCCAAGCCGCUCCACAGCUUCCGAGGCCCGGGCCGUGCGUGGUGGAGCGGGUGAGAAGGGCUGGCUCGGCGUGGAAGGCCGCGGCUGAAAAGGCCGAGGAUGGCGCUCAGCAGGGCCUUGGGGCCGCUUACGACUUCGACACGGUGAACGAGGGCACGUGCCUGAUCUACCGCUACGGGCCUCGAAGCAGCGGAGCCCUCAACAUCGACGCCUCCCUCACCAAGCUCUUCGAGUGCAUGACUCUGGCCUACAGUGGGAAAAUUGUCUCUCCCAAAUGGAAAACCUUCAAGGGGCUGAAGUUGCUACAACGUGACAAGAUUCGGCUCAAUAAUGCCAUCUGGAGGGCCUGGUAUCUGCAGUAUGUGGAGAAACGGCAGAACCCUGUGUGCAGUUUUGUGACUCCCCUGGAGUGCAGUGACAUAAACGAGCAUCGCAAGCCUGAGGCUGUCAUCAUGGAGGGAAAGUACUGGAAACGCCAAAUUGGGGUUGUUAUUAGGGAGUAUCGGAAAUGGAGGACAUUCUACCAUACCUGGGUCCAAAAGAAGAUGGAUAAACCAGUGUGUGGCCCUACUCAGGAAGUAGGUGAUGCUAUUUCAGGGUUGGAGCUGAACAGUGAAACGAGUGGAAGCCCUAUGGAGCUCGACCUCUUGGACGAUCUGAAUGCAUUUCUGGACACCAUCUUCUCCAGCCGCAACCCCUAUGGUGGCCCCAACCUCCGUGGCCUUGCUCAUCAGGGUAAUGCAGACAUGAUCCAGCCCACUCUGACCCAGCUGCAUCCCAGCUUUGGUGAGGAGUUCAUGGACACCUUGGAUCCCACUCACGAAUUCAUCACUUCCUGUCGUUCUCAGCCUACGGUCCAGGCUCCUGCACUGAUGACAGAUGCUACUGCCGUGGGCCAGUGUGUUGCCCAUCCGGUUGCCCCUGGCACCAAAGAACUCUCGCUGCCUGAAGAUUCUCCUCUCCCCAUUCCCAUCUCCCUGGAUGUAGAGCUACCUACACCUCUGAAUGGACAGCAGACCUUCCUGCCAUUCUUCCCCACCUCUCCACAGAGGGUCAGCCCUCCUCCGCCUGCUCCGCCUGUCUUGCACAUACAGCCGCAAACCACCUUGGUCUUCUCUGUCAUCACGCACACAGGAUCAGGGAAAAAAACCUCACCAUCCCCAUCUGGGGGCACUUUUGCUAUGCCAACCUCUGCUCCCACAGCCAAGGGUGGGAGGUUAAGACAGCUGCAACGGAUUGCUCCAGCACCCUCCUAUAGGUAUCCGCCAGCUCCUCCCAGUGCCCCUCUCACUCACCUGCUUAAAACUGGUCCUGCCCCACUGCCCCUCACUCCAGUCAUGAACUCUGCACAGGUGUGUGGCACCCCAAAGCUCCCUGCUAAUGUCACACUGAGUUCAGUCUGUGCAACAGAGAAGUCUCCACGGCCAACUUCUGCUGCUGCCUUCCCUGACACUGGUGCUAAAAUGAAGGAGAGAGCUGAGGACAAGACUCUCUGCAAUCCCCAGGAAAUGUACAAACGCUACACUGCCAAGGGAAACAGCCGAUCGAGUUUUGCCUCCACUGACUGUGCCCGUCGUAUGAUCAUCACUUCUGGCUUCAACACUCUUGCCAGUUUGGUACUGCCAGGAUCUGAUCUGACCAGUGCUAAGCUCAGCAAAGCAGUGCUCCUGCAGAAGAGUGUGGCGUAUGUGAGAAGACUUCAGCAGGAGCGCCGACAAGCUCAGGAGACAAUAGAAAGACUGCGUGGUGAAAUUGAAGAGCUGAGCACAGCCAUUGAUCAAUUCCAGCGGCAACUUCCACCUAGUGGAGCUCCUGUGUUACCACCGCCAUCAGAUCGGGCUUCUCAGCUUUAUGAAGAGUAUGUGCGCCAGCGCACCUUGGAGAACUGGCGCUUCUGGCUUUUCAGCGUGGUGAUCAAACCGCUGUUUGAGAGCUACACAAGAACAGUGAACACGAGCAGCGUCAAGGAAUUUUGCCAGUCGGUGAUGAGCUGGUUGGAGCAGCACUGCACCCUACCCAUCUUGCGUCCUGCUGUCUCUGGAUCCCUCCUGCAGCUCAGCAAGAUCACAUCCAUAUUGACUCAGCCAGCCCAGUUGCCUGAACAAGCUCUGCAAGCUGUAUCUUGCCCUCGUUACUGCAGAGGCAACAGCUAGGAUGAAGAUGGGCCCCAGUAGAGAAUGGAUAUCCUCACACUGCCCCAGGUCCUGCUAGGAAAGCUAGCAGCAGGGAUUCAAACUCAGGCAUUUCUUUGUCAUGCAAAUAAGAACGCUCACCUAUAUGACAGUAUUGGGGCUGGGAAUUCCAGAGCAGGGCAUCUCUGGGAAUUCACUUUGGUGCUGGCCACCUCUUAAGCUUCUCUCUUUUGCAGAACAAAGUGUGGGCUUCAGACGGUCGAGGGAGGGGGAAAUUAAAUCCGUAGGCACAGGAUGCCAGGCAUGGCUUCAGCCUCUCUCGGAAAUGGGGUGAAAAGGGGCCGCCACAGGAUCCGUAUGGCCUUCAUUUCCUGUUUUCCCACCAGAGGGCAGUGAAGUGACUCAAUAUUAUUUUCCCCUCUGUCUCAUGGCUCUGUUCCUCACUGAAAGCUCCAUCCAACGAGCGUUUUAUUGCACGUUCUCACGGACUUUGCUCAGGCCCCUCACAUGAUGUCGUCUGCCUCCUGCGCUCCUUCUGGCCUUCCUUGCGUGACAAAACCCCCUCUCUUUUAAGUCCAAUAUUUUUUUAAACUCGGAAUCGCUGCGCUCUCCUGCUGUGUGCAGGAGAAGCAAUGCCAUUAGACCAGAGGACUCAAUGGGCCUUGUGCUCAUCGUGUACUUCCACUUUUGAAAGGGAAAGUUAACUGAGGAAUGAAAACACGGGCGGAGAAGCGAAGGUAGGGAGCGUGUUAACCCCUGGUGUGACGGAGCUUUGAAUCUUGAGUGUUUGUGGCCAGCUGUCCAUUUGAUGGAUAUUGCUGCUUCACAAUAAUCUACUUAUAGCUUGGGCCAAACGCCCUGUGCCCUACAGGUGAAUGGCAGACUUUACCUAUGCAGAACCCUCCUCUAGGUGCAGAUCAUCCAUUUUCCAUCUUUUUUGUUCCAGUUCAGAGACCUUACGUUGGCAUUUUCAGGGCAUCUACUAGAUUUCUACAUGAGGAUGGAGUCUGGCUUCCAGUUCAGAAUUUAACAUCUUAAUAAUUUCUGCUUUUAUGGGAUUUUCCCCUUAAAAGCAUGUCAUUUUAUAGCAGGAAUGAAAACCUUGGAUCAGAACUUUUGGUGGGUAGGGGUUGUUUUGCAGUACAAUCCUAUAUAUUCUGUUCUUCAGUCCUUUUAGUUCUCUGGGGCUUAUUCACAGAUAUAAGCUUGCUGUUUCCUAGCCCCCACCCUUACACCCCUCAACUGAACUCUUAUACCUCUUUACUUAUUGGUAAAGAAUGCUCCCAGUGCUAUCUUUGCCAUGCUUUGCUCUAGGUUCCCCGCUAUGGUGCAGAUUCUCUGCCAUUUGAAGAUAGGGUAGUACGAUUAUGUAGAAGAUGCCUUUUAGCACUCAUGCAAUUUAUUGCAAUCAUUGAAGCAGCAAAUACCCUCUUACAGUGGGCUGCUCUCAUUUCUAAUAUCCAGGUUAGAGUUUGAUGAAGCUGAUGCCUACUAGAAAAGAAGGCAUCUAACACCCUCUUUCCAGUUGUUCCUUAAUCAUCAAAUUCUUGUGCACAUGGGUAGAUGGGAACUAGAGUAAAGGCCCCCUUUCCUUUCCUGAAUUUUGGGUGGAAUCUGAGCCAGUUCAGGAUGUUUUGAACCUCUUUUUCUUCACCCCUCCUUUCAAUUAGUAUGCUGCACUAUCAUCCUUGAAAUGAACUGGAGCUACAUUGGGGCACAGUACUGAUGCCUGGCUCCUGCUCAUUUCAUGUCCUGGUUGUUAGACAAAUGCUGUCCCAUGGGCAAACUCUAUCAUCUCUUACUGAUACCUCAAAUACACUACCAGUGGCAGCUGCCUUUGUGUAUUUCAUGAUAGUUAUGCCUGUGAGUGAAAUGAUCAUCAGAUAGACAAAUUUCUUAAAACAAGCUAUCUUACUCACUCCAUUGAAGCUUAUUCCCCACUGCCAUGUCCCAUGUUGGUAUGAAGAGACAAGCAGAGAAUAAGCCAACUUCAUAUUGCAUGAAAAGUCUUCCUUUGAGGCUAGAAAAUUGAGCUUUCAGAGAAUUGAACUUAUUCUACCUGCUUGCAUUUAAGGUGUACUUAUGUGUCCAGAUACGGAGAAAACCACCUUUUCAUAAAGCUGUAUGAGCUCAGGGUGUUGUUGAGGCCCUGGGUUGUUUUUGUUGCUCUUUAAUGAAUUCAGUUAAUGCUUUGGGCUCUCUUGUGUUCUGAUUCCAUUUUGUAAUUUCUGUUUGAUUCAAAUAUGAAUCUAAACUCUAUAUGAGUGAUCUUUAACAAUUGUUCACUGAUGGUGGGCUCAUCCUUCUAGUUUUUCUUUUUCACCACUGUAUUUUUCUGAACCGACGAUUUACAUGGCCAACCACUAUCAACGUUCCUCUUCUUUUCUUUUUUUUACAGUUUUAUAGAGAGAUUUAUUUUGUAUUGCUGCUAUUACAGGUCUUAAACAAAUCAAAUUUUGUAUUGACUUUGUUGAACCAUUCUGAAGGUGUCAUCUCUUCUCUGCAACUGCAUUACCAGUUAAAUCUCCCACUGUCCCACCCAUUGCUUUGAAGAACAGAACACCACCUGUUUCCAUAUAUUUAAGUGGAAUAAAUUACUUGGUGAAAUUGAUCCCUGAAUUCAUGAUACCUACAAUUGGAUCAUCUUGUCUCAGCAACUGCAUAUUCUUAGCUAUGUCUCAAUAUAUUUCAACCAUAUUCUAUCCAAAAUGCUUUAUUAAAGAAUUAACUACUCUCAGAUCCACACUUGGGGGGAAAAAUGUUGCUACUGGCUGGAAAAUGAAUUUAUACAUAGCACCUAUUACUUCUAUAAAUCUCUAUUAGGUGCACAGGUGACAGCAGCAAGUAAUAUAUGCCCUUCUUCCACCUUUUGGUAUUGGCCCACACGAAGUAUAAUGAAACCUCCAUUUCAUCUGCGUCUCCUUAAAGAGGGUGCUUGAUUGAGGAGUCAUCAGGUGAUGACCAGCAAUACUCAAGGAGUGAUAGAAGCAUGGGCAUAUUGAAAGAAAUAAAGUCUGUAAGCCUUUUCAA
Elgaria multicarinata webbii is the source of this 5508-nucleotide messenger RNA. Its product is annotated as MLX-interacting protein-like. The transcript has 17 exons. NCBI's taxonomy places the organism in Eukaryota, Metazoa, Chordata, Lepidosauria, Squamata, Anguidae. Gene Ontology annotation, molecular function: protein dimerization activity; DNA-binding transcription factor activity, RNA polymerase II-specific; RNA polymerase II cis-regulatory region sequence-specific DNA binding. Gene Ontology annotation, cellular component: nucleus. Gene Ontology annotation, biological process: regulation of transcription by RNA polymerase II. Bases 235 to 2499 code for a protein of 754 amino acids. The record is from RefSeq and is a predicted model, not a curated record.